Molecule: messenger RNA, 4611 nt
Organism: Microsporum canis CBS 113480
Lineage: Eukaryota; Fungi; Ascomycota; Eurotiomycetes; Onygenales; Arthrodermataceae
Product: translation initiation factor eIF4G
Exons: 5
Coding region: 1-4611 (1536 amino acids)
Cellular component (GO): eukaryotic translation initiation factor 4F complex
Molecular function (GO): protein binding; translation initiation factor activity; mRNA binding
Source: RefSeq, a predicted model, not a curated record
AUGACCUCUGUCUCCGCACACCAGGACCAGGGCACCUCGGACUCGCCUGCUUCUACUCCCGCCACCGUCACGAAGAAGUCUGCCUCCCAGACUUCCACCGGAGAAACGGCGACCCCUACGGCUUCAAGCACCAGUUCGCAUACGCAGCAUGGCAUAUCGCCCACACUACCGCCUGUAAACGCCAAAGCCCAUAUGCAGAACUCCUCGAACCCCGUUUCCGAUGGCUUGACCAUCGUGAACGGAAACACAGCUCCCUCUGUCCACAGCAACAGCAACAACAACCCUAAUAUCAACAACAGUGACCACAGCAGGAGACAGUCCGUCACCAUCAGUGCGGCCGGAACCAGCGGGUUCAUCCCGAAUGGAGGUCCUGCCUCGUCCGGACGGCCUAACAACCUUCGAUUCGGCGCGGUAGAGAGCUCUCCUCGGAUGGGACCGCCUGCCGUGCUUGCUAAUCAGUCACAGUCUUCCUUGGGCGUUGGCCCGUCUAACUCGCAGGGAACCUCUCCGCACACCUCCCCUUCGCCCAUUCCACAGCCCCUGGCCAGCGGUGGCCGUCCCCCGUCUUCCCUCCAGGGCUCAGGCAACAACCUGAACUUUAGAGCUGACAUGGACAACGAUCCAAACCGCAAUAUGAGAGGCCCCCAGAACCACUUUCGAAAAGAGUCCGCACACUCGAACCACGGCGACAUGGGUCAAGGCAUGCAAGGCGGCGGCGGAGGAGGCAACCGCGGUGGAUUCCAUGGUGGUCGUGGCGGCAGAAGUGGCUAUUCUCAAGGCCACCAUAACCAUAACCAUAACCAGCACCAACACCAGCAUCAGCAUCAGCACCAGCACCAGCACCAGCACCAGCCUCAGAUGCCGUACAACUCGCCAAACCAGUCCUACAGGUCGCACCCGCCUGGCCGAGGCGGCCCAAACAUGGACCCUCGAUACAAUAAUGCACAGCAACGACCGUACGGCAACUACCCUAACCCGCCCCAUCAGCAACCCAUACCCAGUCCCGCGCUGUCCCACACGAACCCGGCUACUCCCCAGAUGGCUUCGGUCCCGUUGACCAACCCGCAGAUGCAGGCACCGCAAUAUGGAGCUUAUCCGCAGCCCAUGGCAACUCAACAAGUAAAGCAACAACUCUUCCCCAAGUUUCAUGGCAAACGCCGCUCUGGAUCUUCCUACAAAAAGCACUCUUCUCACUCUUCCUCAAAUUACAACCCUGCACCAUACCAUCACAAUGUCCCUAUUCCACUUCCGCAACCACCUCCUCCACUUCCCCAAUUCACUCAUCCAUCAUAUCAACCCAUAUCAUAUGAACCACUUCCUCCCCCUCCCCCUGCCCAAUCAGCUCCUCAAUCAGCUCCCAUUACACAACCUCCGCCAGGAGAAUUAUUACAAUUUCCUCCCCCACAAGAACAGCAAACUCCGCAUAUCUCCCUCUCUCCAGAAAGCGGCAAUUUUGAACAGCUUCUAACAAAAUUCAAAUCUCAGGGAUACCCCCCGCCGUAUGACAAUAAUGCUACCUAUUAUUAUCCAAACCAAUACGGCAUGCAGCCUAUGCCUAUUGUUCCCUCUUCCCCCCGAAACACCUACGGAAUGCCCCACCAGCAGUACAUGCCAGCCCAGUACGGAGCACAACCACACCAGAUGCCCCAGGGAGUGCCUAUCGCUAGAUCUUCUUCGCAAAUGUCCGCUACAGACCGGCCUGGCAGCAGUGUCGGUCAGGUCCCACAGCCCGCCGGCCCAGGCGGUCCCGGCCAUCAGCACACCGGCAGCCGCACCAACACAGCAAGCCCCGUCAAUCAGUCCCAAUUUGUCGUGCCAAAGAAGAAUAGCCCUCUUAUCAUCCGUGACCCCGGCAGUGGUGUCGUCAUCAAACCGUCAAGUUCCCCGGCUCGUGGAUCUGCCUCUCCUGCGAAACUGGGUGUCACCCCUACUUCCACUCCUCCACCUCGCACUGCCAGCCGCGGGGAACCCGAUGUUUCGGACGCAAAAUCUCAAAGUGGUGAGGAGAAGAAGCAGAGCUUCCAGAACGCCGUUGUCCAAAGCCUUCGAGAAAAGGAGGCCGGAGAACAAAAGUCUGUUGCUGCCAAGACUGAAGAGAAAACCGCUGAGAAACCCGCCAAGCCUGCUGCGUCUGCCCCUGAAACCAAAGCAGAAACUACUGAUAAGCCAGACAAGAUGGUCGAAGAAGUAGUUGCUGAGAAGACUGCUCCAAAGGAAGAAGAGAAGAAGGCUCCUGUCGAGCCUGCCAAGCCCGCAGCAGAUGAUGAGAUCGACUACGAUGCUAUUGAGCGGGAACUGGCCGAGCUAGAGGCCGCUGAGGCCGCUGCUGAAAAGGCUUACCAGGAGAAGAAAGCUAAGGAGCAGGCUGAAGCAGCUCUAAAGGCCAAAGAGAGUGCCGCUGCUGAAGAAGAAGCGUUGAAGAAGGCUGAGCGGGAAGCCGAAGCCGCGGAGGAGGAACGUAUCCGGAAACUGGAGUCUGGCGAGAAUGAAGCCGACAGAAAAGAGCGUGAAUCUCUCUUUGCUUCUCUGAGAGGAAAAUCGGCUACACCAGCCGAGAGUCCUGCCAUUGCUACUCCUACCGAGAGCGGUGCCGCAACCCCGGUUUCCGAUACCUCGAUGGGUCCACCACAGAAGCCAUUGCCCGGCAAGCGUGAGAAGCCAGCGUCUCUCAAGCUCGAGACGAACAAGCAGGUUGAACCGCCACAACCCAGCGCGGCUAUGAAGUCUCUGCACUCCGCUCGCUUCCUUGAAGAUCCCAGCAACGUCUCCUAUCCUCCCUCAGUCGUCUCUCCUAACCCUGCCCUCAACUCCAACGCCCCGGCUGACCGCAAGUUCAAAUAUAAUAAGGAGUUCUUGCUUCAGUUCCAGAACGUCUUCAAAGAAAAACCAUCUGUCGAUUGGGAUGCUCGCGUUCGCGAGACUGUUGGUGAUGGCUCGACUGAUUCUGCUCGCACACCUGUACGCACCCCUGGGCCUAGAUCAGGCGCUAGCCGUGGUCCUUCACAAGGACCUAUGAUGGGCCACUUCAACCAACCUGUCAGAACCCAGACUCUUCCAACUGGCUCUGACCGAUUCCCUGUCAUGAACGCCCCCCGCGGCUCGUCCAAGGGCGGAAACCCCUUCGGACAAUUCGGCCCACUCAACCCCAUGGGCGCCAGAUCUGCUUCCUCAGCCGGCUCCCAGCUCGGUGGUUCUAGGAACCCCAGCCACAGAGGCGCUCGCACCGGAAGCAGACAGCAAAAGAAGAAGGAAGAGGAACUCAGCAAGACUAUGCCUCUUACGGCCAACCUCGAAAUUAAACCACUCAACGCCUCCGGCACAGGCUGGAAACCCCGCAGCAUUGGCAGUAAGACUCAAACUGCUGCUCCAGACGGCCAUCUCCCACCAGAUGUUGUACAGGGUAAGGUGAAGAGUAACCUGAACAAGAUGACUCCCGAGAACUUCGACAAGAUCUCCGGCCAAAUUCUGGAUAUCGUUGCUCAAUCCAAGGACGAAUCAGACGGCCGUACUCUCCGCCAAGUCAUCCAACUCACUUUUGAAAAAGCUACCGACGAAGCCCACUGGGCCUCUAUGUAUGCCAAAUUCUGCAUGCGUAUGCACGAGAGCAUGAGCCCCGAAAUCAAAGAUGAAAACAUCCGGGAUCGAAACGGCACUAUCGUCGCUGGAGGAAGCCUGUUCCGCAAAUACCUACUUAACCGCUGUCAGGAAGAAUUCGAGCGGGGCUGGAAAGUCAACAUGCCUGAAAAGCCAGAGGGUGUUACAGAAGAAGUUGCCAUGAUGUCUGAUGAAUACUACAAGGCUGCGGCCGCCAAACGACGUGGUCUCGGUCUUGUCAAGUUUAUCGGAGAACUUUUCAAACUGGGCAUGUUGACUGAGAGAAUUAUGCAUGAUUGUGUCAAGAGAUUGGUUGAUUAUGACGGUGUUCCUGAUGAAGCGGAGGUGGAGAGUUUGGCUAGCUUGCUGAGAACUAUUGGUGCUAGUCUGGAUAGUUCUGAGAAGGGCCAUGCUAUGAUGGAUGCUUACUUUGCCCGUAUCAAAUUGAUGAUGGAUACCACGGAACUGCAGAGCAGACAUCGUUUUAUGCUUAUGGAUGUUAUUGAUUUACGAAAAGCUAAAUGGAUAUCAAAGGAUGCCGACAAAGGCCCUAAGACCAUUGCAGAAAUCAGAGAAGCCGCUGCGCGAGCUCAGCAAGAGCAAGAAAUGGAGCGAGCCCGCCAGCAAGCCAGCAGAGGAGGCGGUGGCCGUAUGCACCUUGGCCGCGGCGAUGCUAGAAACUUCAGCGGAUACGGUGCCCAAGUUCCUCCUCCAGACUUCUCUAACAAGGUCGGCAGCGAUGAUCUCCGUCGUCUGAAGACCGGCAGAAACACAAACCAGCCUGCAUCCUUCAGCCCCUCAGGCCUCCUUGGCUCGAGGAGUGGAAGUGGCCGCAGAAACCUCGGCCCAGGCGGCAACCUUGUCCGUGGCGGAGAAGAUAGCGGUGCAAGCAGUCGUACCGGUACACCGCCAGCCGGCAAAGAUAAAAAAGACGAGUCAUCCCAAAAUGCAUUUAGUGCCCUAGCAGGCCUGGACGCAGGCGAUUCCCUAGCAACCUCCCCACCCUCCAACCCAUAG